GGGACUGGGGGGGGGCACACACACACACAUGUCCUGGCUGGUGGCAUUCUCUUGGCUAAAAAUACCCCCCUGUUCCAGCACUGGAUUAAGGGACACGGUGGGCGGACGGCGGGGACACAGCCUGGAACCCCCAAACACCGCCUGGCACCCCCAAACACCGCCCGCCGCUCCAGGCCAGCGCAGAGCUGCGGGGGGGGCCAACGGUGCGGCCCCUGCAGUCGGCGCGUUCGCUGCCCGGAACCCCACACUGUCUGAAGCAUUUCCCAGUUGACCUGCGCACCUCCAUGGAUGGCAAAUACAAGGAGAUCGCUGAGGAGCUGUUUUGCCGCUCGCUGGCCGAGAGCGAGAUGCGCACCGCACCCUAUGAGUUCCCAGAGGAGAGCCCCAUCGAGCAGCUGGAGGAGCGGCGCCAGCGCCUCGAGCGCCAGAUCAGCCAGGACGUCAAACUCGAGCCCGACAUUUUGCUCAGAGCCAAACAGGACUUCUUGAAAAUUGACAGUGCCGCGGACUUACAGCUCUUCAAGGAGCAGAGCGAGGACCUGGUGGACCAUGUCCCCAAGGAGCGGGAGGCGCCGCUGGAGCGGGAGUUCCAGCGGGUCACCAUCUCCGGGGAGGAGAAGUGCGGGGUUCCCUUCACGGACCUUCUGGAUGCGGCCAAGAGUGUGGUGAAGGCGUUGUUCCUACGGGAGAAGUACAUGGGGUUGUCACUGCAGAGCUUCUGUAAAACCACUGCCCGGUACCUGCAGGAGCUCUCUGAGAAACCCCUGGAGACCUGUGGCUACGAGGAGGUGCCUGAGACCCCUGUGGCAGCUGAUGCCCCCGUGCAUCCCCCAUUUGCCGAACAGCACCCUUAUGAGAAGUGGGACCCCCAGACCAUGCCACCUGAUCUGGGCUUUGGGCUGAAGAUGGUGGGUGGCGUGGUGCACGUUUACACCAAGCAGGACGUCACUGACAAGAGCACGGAGCUGGACUUGCCAUACCCCGAUCUGCAGGAGUUCAUUGCCGACAUGAAUUUCCUCAUGGCUUUGAUCAUCAAUGGGCCCAUCAAAUCCUUCUGCUACCGCCGGCUGCAGUACCUGAGCUCCAAGUUCCAGAUGCACGUGCUGCUCAAUGAGAUGAAGGAGCUGGCGGCCCAGAAGAAGGUCCCCCACCGCGACUUCUACAACAUCCGCAAGGUGGACACCCACAUCCAUGCCUCGUCCUGCAUGAACCAGAAGCAUCUCCUGCGCUUCAUCAAGAGAGCCAUGAAGAAGCACUUGGAUGAAAUUGUCCAUGUGGAGAAGGGCAAGGAGCAGACGCUCAAGGAGGUCUUUGAGACGAUGAACCUCACCGCCUAUGACCUGAGUGUAGACACACUGGAUGUCCAUGCGGACCGCAACACCUUCCACCGCUUUGACAAGUUCAACGCCAAGUACAACCCUAUUGGUGAGUCCAUCCUGCGGGAGAUCUUCAUCAAGACGGACAACCGCAUCUCAGGGAAGUACUUUGCCCACAUCAUCAAGGAGGUGAUGUCUGACCUGGAGGAGAGCAAGUACCAAAACGCCGAGCUGCGGCUCUCCAUCUACGGCCGCUCUCGGGAUGAGUGGGACAAGCUGGCCCGCUGGGCCGUCAACCACCGCGUCCACUCCAACAACGUCCGCUGGCUUGUGCAAGUGCCCCGGCUCUUCGAUGUCUACCGAACAAAGAAGCAGUUGGCCAACUUCCAGGAGAUGCUGGAGAACAUCUUCCUGCCCCUCUAUGAGGCCACUAUCCACCCUGCCCAACAUCCAGAGCUGCACCUCUUCUUGGAACAUGUGGAUGGCUUUGACAGCGUGGAUGAUGAAUCCAAACCAGAGCAUCACAUCUUCAACCUGGACAGCCCCUUGCCGGGCAACUGGGUGGAGGAGGACAACCCCCCCUACUCCUACUACCUGUACUACAUGUAUGCCAACAUGACAGUGCUCAAUCACCUCCGACGGAAGCGAGGCUUCCACACCUUUGUCCUGCGCCCGCACUGUGGUGAGGCCGGCCCCAUCCAUCACCUCGUCUCGGGCUUCAUGGUCUCCGAGAACAUCUCCCAUGGCUUGCUGCUCCGCAAGGCCCCUGUCCUGCAGUACCUCUACUACCUGGCACAGAUUGGCAUCGCCAUGUCCCCGCUGAGCAACAACAGCCUCUUCCUCAGCUACCACCGCAACCCCUUGCCUGAGUACCUCUCUCGGGGGCUCAUGGUCUCCCUCUCCACCGACGACCCCCUCCAGUUCCACUUCACCAAGGAGCCGCUGAUGGAGGAGUACAGCAUUGCCACCCAAGUCUGGAAGCUCAGCUCCUGUGACAUGUGCGAGCUGGCCCGCAACAGUGUCCUGAUGAGCGGCUUCUCCCACAAGGUGAAGAGCUACUGGCUGGGGCCUCACUACCUGAAGGAGGGUCCAGAGGGCAAUGACAUCCGUCGCACCAAUGUCCCCGACAUCCGUGUGAGCUACCGCUUCGAGACGCUGUGUCAGGAGCUGACCCUCAUCACGCAGGCAAUGCAGACUGAGGAGCUGGAGACCAUCCAGGAGGAGGAUGCCCUCACCAUCACCUCCACCCUGGGCGCCCACUGACCCCCUGUUGGGCUCCCACUGGGACCCCUCUGUCUCCCCGCAUCCCUCCAGGGCUUUGCCACUUUCCCCCUCCUGCUACCUCCCGCCCUGGGAAGGGGACGCUCCCCACCACUGUCCCCUGGGCCCCACCAGUGCCACCUUGCAGGGUCGGGUUUGCUGAAUUCUCUCCGUUUCUUGUUUUUGAGGUUUUUUGGUCUGUCUUUGUUGUUUUUUUGUUUUUUGUUUUUUUUUUUUAACUGGUGUUUCCCAGCAGGGUUGGCUCCUGCCAGGCUUGCUGGCAUGAGGGCAAGGCUCCAGGAGGUGACAUGGGUGCAGGCACCACCAGGGGGUCCUGGUUUCACCUCCUGGGCUCAGGACAUGGUGACGAGUUGGGGGACAUCAGUGCUGGGCAUGGGGACAUUUUGGGGACACCCAGCCCAGGAGCAAGGCCUAGGUCCUUAUCCUUUUUAAUUGCCUGUCCUUCUCUCCGUCCACUUUCUUGCCCCGUGGGGACAUGGGGACAAGCCGGCAGCACCCCAGGGACCCAAACGCAGGCUCUCUGCGCCCCCAGGCUCUUCUUGCUCCCUCCUGUGGGGAUGCCAUAUCGGUGGGAACCUGGUGGCCCAGGGUAUGUGUGGUGCUGACUGGAGGGGACGGUACUGGGUGGAGGAUGCUCCGUCCUCCUCAUCACCACAGGCAGGAAGGCAGAGGAACCAGGGUGAUGCAUGUCCCUGACCCCACGCUCCCAGGAGCUGUUUGUGGCCCGGAUCGGGCUGGAUGAGGCUUCUCCCUUCCUGGUGGGGUAUUACCCCAUCCUUGUGCCCCCCUGCAUCCCAAUCCUGCCUCCCCCUGCGCUCCAGAGCUGGCGGCUGAUGCUCCCAGGAAAACACGAUGGCGACGAAAAAAAGAAACAAAAGAAAAAAAAUG
Molecule: messenger RNA, 3485 nt
Organism: Cuculus canorus (common cuckoo)
Lineage: Eukaryota; Metazoa; Chordata; Aves; Cuculiformes; Cuculidae
Gene: AMPD2
Product: adenosine monophosphate deaminase 2
Exons: 18
Coding region: 285-2579 (764 amino acids)
Biological process (GO): IMP salvage; AMP metabolic process
Cellular component (GO): cytosol
Molecular function (GO): AMP deaminase activity
Source: RefSeq, a predicted model, not a curated record